Erpetoichthys calabaricus (reedfish) is the source of this 3598-nucleotide messenger RNA. It is a transcript of the gene traf3ip2a, whose product is annotated as TRAF3 interacting protein 2a. The record is from RefSeq and is a predicted model, not a curated record. Lineage: Eukaryota; Metazoa; Chordata; Cladistia; Polypteriformes; Polypteridae. The transcript is spliced from 10 exons. Bases 173 to 1654 code for a protein of 493 amino acids. Gene Ontology annotation, biological process: positive regulation of canonical NF-kappaB signal transduction; humoral immune response.
CGUUCCCUUCCUCUUGGCGGGGAGAACUACCUGUCCCGACUCCAGUAAUCCAACCUGAGCUUCCGUGUAGAACAGCUGGAGAGAGACGAAAAAACUAAUCGGUGCUUCGCAGUUCCAAGGCUGGAGAAAAGUAAUACAUGCAAAUAUUUAAGUGUAACAAUUGUUUGUGACAAUGGCAUUUAAUUCAGGUGCACUUACUCAAAGGAGCAUCCCAGUUGAGACUGAUGAGACGUUUUCCGACGUUUAUGCAAGAUACAAAGAGGAAAAUAAGAUAACAGUAGCCAAUCAAAACCAGAAAGUAAGCACUGGACUAUGUGCUACUCAAAGAGAAGUUUGUAGAUAUAAGGGUCCGGACACCCUGGAUGAGAAAUAUCAAAUUGUACAGAAACCAUCUCUCUUCAACAUUGUAUGUAGCCAGGAACAAGCAUCUUGGAAUGCCACAGGUAAUCACAAGUCUUCCUCACAACCACAUUCCCUGGAUCAAGUUCAACUUUCAACUGGAGCAAAUUGUCCUGAGCAGUAUGUUGCUGCAUCUUUUACUGGCUAUACUUUUGCAGAUAAAUUUAUUUCUCAGCAAAUGGCAGAAAAUUCUGUUGUUGGUUCUGCCUUGUACCAGCAACCAAGCAAUAGACCUCCUCUGGAACUGCCAAGUAAAGACACAGGAUAUGGCUCCCAGGCUCAACAAGAUGAGAGUUGUCCCCAGCUGGAUCCUCCAUUGCCCUUGAUGUCAUUCGCCAGUUGUCAAAAUGAUGUUCAUUGCCAUAACCCUCCCAAUGGCCCAUUGGACUUUGAAUUUAAUAAAGGCUCCAUUCCAUUCUGUCAUUGUGGAGUCUUCAGACAAAAUCGCUUCAACCCUUGCCUCUUGUGUGAAGAAGAGAAAAGAAAUCAGUGUAACAUGCAUCAUGUAAAAGAGCAGGGCAUCAACAUAGCAAAUAUGGCUGAUCGAUUAAAUGACCAGCGCAUUCAGCAUACAAUUCAUGACGAGAAUAGUCAUGUUCCUUCUAAUCACAAUGAAAGACUCCAUGCUCCUGCAGUCAUGUCCCAGGUUAGAUUCAUGUCAUCUCCUCACUGUCCAUGGGGCGGCCAACAAGAAAACCAAGGCACUCUAAAGACAAUUAACCUGCCAGAGGAAUGCAGAAAGGUUUUUGUAACCUAUUCUGUCGAUACAAUUCAUGAAAUCAAAACUUUUGUGAAUUUUCUCAGAGUUAAUGGCUUCCAGACAGCAAUUGACAUGUUUGAAGUUGCUGUGAGAGGCAUUGACAUCAUCAAAUGGACAGAUGGUUACCUAAAAGAUAGUUCAGUGGUGAUUAUUGUGGCUGUCAGCCCAAAAUACAAACAGGACACAGAAGGCACAGACCCAUUGACGUUUUCAGAUGAACAUGGAUUGCACACUAGAUAUAUUCACAAAAUGAUGCAGAUAGAGUUUAUACAGCAAGGAAGCAUGAAUUUCAGAUUUGUACCAGUGCUUUUCCCAAAUGCAACUAAAGAGCAUGUCCCUGGUUGGCUUCAGAACACACAUAUCUACAGGUGGCCCAGGGAUGAGAAAAAACUUCUUCUCAGACUACUGAGAGAAGAGGAAUACAUAGCUCCUCCUGUUGGGAAACUGCCUACUCUUCAGAUUAUACCACUUGGAUCUGGCAGAGUUCAGCAGUAAUAGUUUACCAAUUUAAACAUUUCUCAGGAUUAUUUAUCUGAGAUUAAAUAAAUACUACAAGGCACUUCUCUACAUUCUCAUUUGGCUUAUCCUAAUGAGGGACAGUGUGGCAACUUGCUGAGCUCUGUAGGCUAGGCUACUUCUUUCAACCCUUUCUGAGGCUGUAAGUCCAGUCAACAGAUAUAAUUCAUCCAGUGUAUUAUUUUUUCAGUGGGCCAUAUCUUGUGUACCUACUGAAAGAGGUGACCAGUAGGCAUCCUAUCCAAUUACCCAAAAUAUGCAAUGGUUCCACUCAAUCCAGCAAAGCAUUAUUUCUACUCUGAAGUUUUCAUAGCUCAGUCAGGUUUAGUUCAAAAAGGCUAUAUAGAAUGUCUAUGUGGACUCACCACCUACUGUAGAAGGUGAAGGAUGCAUGUUGAGAGCAAAGUUAAUUGGACAACAGACAAGAGUGUGAUAGAUUCAGGACGUAUUCUAGGAAACUAAACUAUAAUAAUGGAAACACCAACAACAAGCCAAACCAUAGGUGGUUAAAUUACUAUACACAGCCAUAUUAGUGUGAAUAUGAUAUGAAAUGGAGUUAGGGGCAUCUAGAAUUUUCCAGGCACUAUCAGUCUACUGUAGAUGGUUGAGAUUUACACAGAUAAUAAUGAGACAGUACCAGAAAUAAUAUGUAUCUCAUUUAACGUAAACUGGAAGAAAAUAGAAGAUUGGUAAAUAGUUUUUUUUUUGGACUUCUACUAGCUGUGGAAAUAAAGUGAAGAAUGGCUAAUCAUACCAUGUUACGUUCUUUCACCACUGAGGCAUAUAAAAAUAAUAAUUGUAGCCGCCGAAGUAUAAGGCGAGCUCAAGCAUGGGUAAAACAUGUGCCAAAAGAAAUCUCUCAGUCCAAAAGUUUGUUUUAAAAGUAUUUAGUGAAAAUUAAAAGCAAAUAAUCCACAGAAAAAUAAAGAAAAAAGUUGUUACACACAUAGAAUAAAAGGCAAAAAAAAGGAAAAAUGUAUCUUCUCUAAACUUUGCUUUUCUUGCGAACCUUUAGUUAUUUCUGUACUUAAAAUUUCUUUACUUCUUCUGUACUUAAAGAUUCUUAACUUCUUCUUCAGUGUGCUUUGAGUGUAUGGCGCAGCACUUAAAUUAAGCGCUUUGUCUUGCAUGUUACACACUCAAAAGGCAUACAGGCACAGUUUAAAACCAUGUGCCCUCUACACCUUACACAUGGUAAGGCUGGUCACUAACUGAGAAUAAUGUUUAGUCAGAGCAGUUAGAAAUGGCUAGAAUAUACCAAUUCAAUUCUACUUUUGGGGAUUAUAGGAACCUCCCAUAGAUUAUGCAUUGUCAUUUAGUAAAACAUUUACGAAUCUUACGUAACUAGGAAAUGGCUCUUACAAUAAUAACAAUACAUUUUAUUCAUAUAGCACCUUUCCCAUUCUCAAUCUAAAUGCUCUUCUUGCACAAGUGCAAAAACGGAUGAUUGUGUUUCCUGCAUGGCAUCUUGCCUAUAGCAUGGAACACUGUAAAUUUUCAAGUAGCUAUUCUUUUGAACAUUCUCACAGUUGGGACAGUUCUUAUGGUGCAAACAUCUAGCAGCUGUUGGUGUUCUGUUCCUAUUCCUUAUGCCUUUACAUAUAAAUAACACCAUUUACAUGUACUGUAUGUUGUUUACUUAACACAUUCUUAGUUGUUUCCAGUUUUUCUGUAAUCUAAUGUGUACAUUGUCACUUAAAUUGUUCUAAAUAUAUAUAUAUAUGCAUAUUAAUCUAUCUGACCUAAUUACUAUAAUCAACAUUACUAUUUAAUUUCUUCCCGCAAAAAAUAGCCUUAUCUUUUAAUCAAAAUGUUUAUCUUUGCAUGAAAACAGUCUCUGUAAGGUACUAAUAAAAUAAAAUGGAUGCUUUUUCGUAAAAGGUUUUCAUCCCAGAGAUUAAAUUUUUUUAAAAUUUAAAUUAA